AUGCAAAAUCUUAAAUUAUUAAAAACCCAUAAAUUAGAUAGAAAAAAAAUCAAUGAGAGAUCAUUUGGUAUAAAAGAUAAAAAAGUUAUUGAUGAGUUGGUGGAUGUUACCACUGAUCAACAAGGUUUUAUUGAACCUGUCAUGAAGUUUCUUUCAGAGUUCAAUUGCAUACCUAAAAACUAUUUAGAAAAUAGAAUGCUUUGUGAAACAGCCCAUGCAUUAUAUUCACAAAAAGAAAGCAAUCCUCAAAUAUCAGAAGUUAUUCAAAAAUAUUUUUUAAAAGCAGCCUCUAACGGUUCAGCAGAAGGUUUAUUUUUUUAUGCAUCAAUUAAAUAUUUAGGUGAUAAUUGCGAACAAAAUUUACCAAUGUCAAGAAAAUUAUUCGAAAAAGGUGCAGAUAUGGAUAUUUAUGUAAAAUGCCCUGAUGGCGAAUUAAUCGAAAAUAAAAAUGUCAUCGAUUGUUGCAAAUGUUUAAGUGGUUUCGCAAUGGAAGGUGUAGGUGGUGCCGUUGAUUUAGAAUGUUCGUUUAAAUACUAUUCAAAAGUUCUCGAUAAUAAUCCAAAAGAUUUAGAUGCCCUUCACGGAUUAGGUAAGUUACAAAUAGAGUUAAAGAAAAAUAUGGAUGAAGCAUUAAAACUUUUUAAGAAGGGUAUGGAAUUGGGUUCUGCUGAUUGCACUUUUGCAUAUGCUGAAAAUACCUUUGAUUCAAAUCCAAAGUUAUCAAUGAAUCUAAUUGAACGUGCCGCCAAAAAUGAUUGUGAAGAAGCUAAAUUUAGAUUAGACGAGUUUAAAGAUAAAUUUAACUCUUUAAAUAAAAAAUAA
Molecule: messenger RNA, 822 nt
Organism: Dictyostelium purpureum
Lineage: Eukaryota; Evosea; Eumycetozoa; Dictyosteliales; Dictyosteliaceae
Exons: 2
Coding region: 1-822 (273 amino acids)
Biological process (GO): ERAD pathway
Cellular component (GO): endoplasmic reticulum membrane
Molecular function (GO): protein binding
Source: RefSeq, a predicted model, not a curated record